AUGCCUUCGUUGACUAAUGUUUUGCUUCACAGCAUUGCCUACAUGGCAGAGAAGUUCCCUGACAAGUGGAUGGAGAAGAUCCCUUACUACCGUGCAAGGGAAGAAGAGAUGGAGAAGGAAGAGCGCGAUGCCCGCCGUGCUCGCAAGCACUCGCACAAACGCUCCAGCUCCCACAAGAGCUCUCGCAGCCAUCGCAGCCACCGCAGAGACGACUACUAUGCCGAUGAAGAGGCAUCUGACGAGUACGAUGGAGAAGAGUACGAUCGCCGCGACCGCAGAAGACACCGUAGUCUGGAUGGGCGUCGCCGCGAAGAAGAGGCCAGAUUCAAUCGCAGGUCUUACAACCCUGCCGACUACGCUCCCGUCGACAAAUAUGGUUAUGCUGUGCACCCCACUACCCAAACCUACCCUAUUGGUAACGGAGUUGUCCCCGGUGCUAUCCCUGUCACCACCUCCAUCGCCAACGGCCAUCGUCCUACGUCUUCUUCGGGACCCAUUCCCGGCUACGUUCCAUACGCCCAUGUCUACAGUACUCCCGCUCAGUCCACAAAGCCCGACUAUCCUUACGCUUCUGAUGCUCGCGAUUCUCCCCGUGGCUCAUCCGAUCGCUACGAACGCAGAGACUAUCAUGCCGACCCUCGUGGCAGAAGAUACAACGACAGCCGUGACUAUGCCGAUGAUGCUGAUGUCGAGUAUCGCCGCCGUGACAGCCGCUACGACUAG
Messenger RNA from Aureobasidium pullulans EXF-150, 723 nucleotides. RefSeq lists its product as uncharacterized. Bases 1 to 723 code for a protein of 240 amino acids. Lineage: Eukaryota; Fungi; Ascomycota; Dothideomycetes; Dothideales; Saccotheciaceae. The record is from RefSeq and is a predicted model, not a curated record. The transcript has 3 exons.